Messenger RNA from Neltuma alba, 2371 nucleotides. Its product is annotated as ATPase family AAA domain-containing protein 3. Gene Ontology annotation, cellular component: mitochondrion. Lineage: Eukaryota; Viridiplantae; Streptophyta; Magnoliopsida; Fabales; Fabaceae. Gene Ontology annotation, molecular function: ATP hydrolysis activity; ATP binding; zinc ion binding. Gene Ontology annotation, biological process: mitochondrion organization. The record is from RefSeq and is a predicted model, not a curated record.
CCUUUUCCAUGGAAGCUAAGCCCUUGGGUGUUUUUCCUCAAGGGUCAAACAUCUCCUGAACCCCUUGCACUGCAUUUUCCUCCAUUUAGCUCGGCAACAGACUUUCCUUUUUACCAUUUUCGAUUCAUUGUUCGAGUCAUCAUCUUCAUCAUCAUCCAUCGAAUAUAAUGGCCAAAACUUACACAGCAGGGUUACUCUCAGCCAUGGUGGCCGCAGCUACUGUUUCUCAGAACAACCAUGCCUAUGCUGAUGGUCCUUUCAAAUUUCCUUCUUUUUCAGGGUUUCCCUCCUCCUCCAAUGUUCCUCAGCCAUCUUCUUCCGAUCCCCAGUUGCCGCAGGCCGCCAAUAUUCCUCAGGAUAGUCCUCCGCCUCCUCCCAAGGUUCGGAACGAUCAGCCGAGGACCUCAUCUGCUGGUUUUGAUCCAGAGGCGCUGGAGAGAGGAGUGAAGGCGCUGAGGGAAAUUUCAAGUUCGCCUCAGGGGAAAAAGGUCUUUGAUGUUAUAAAAAAGCAAGAGGAGACAAAGCAAGCAGAACUGGCUGCAAAGGUUGCAGAGUUUAAACAAAUGCAAGCUCAGCAUGAAAUUGAAAGACAAAGGAUUAUAUAUGAUGAACAAAAAAAGCUUGCUCAGCAUCAGGCACAAACAAAAUCCCAAAUGGCUCGCUAUGAGGAUGAAUUGGCAAGGAAGAGGAUGCAGGCAGAAAAUGAAUACCAGAGAGCCAGGAACCAAGAACUAGUAAAACUGCAAGAAGAAUCAUCAAUUAGACAGGAGCAAGCUCGGCGUGCAACAGAGGAACAGAUUCAAGCGCAACGUAGACAAACAGAGCGAGAGAAAGCUGAUAUUGCGGAAACAAUCAGAGUAAGGGCUAUGGCAGAAGCAGAGGGAAGAGCCCAUGAAGCAAAGCUAGCUGAAGAGGUUAAUAGGCGAAUGCAAUUUGAUCGUGCUAAUGCAGAGAGAGAGAAAUGGGUGGCUGCCAUAAAUACUACUUUUGAACAUAUUGGAGGGGGCUUAAGAGCCAUUCUAACAGAUCAAAAUAAGUUGGUCGUGGCAGUUGGUGGAGUGACGGCUCUGGCUGCAGGAAUCUAUACCACUAGGGAAGGUGCGCGUGUUAUAUGGGGAUAUGUGGAUAGAAUAUUGGGGCAGCCAUCAUUGAUCCGAGAAUCCUCGAGGGGAAAAUAUCCCUGGUCAGGCAUUUUUUCUCGUUUCAGGAGUACCCUAACUCGUGCAGAUUCUGGAUCUGCAUCAAAAAAUGGAAAUGGAUUUGGUGAUGUAGUUUUACAUCCUGCUCUUGAGAAAAGAAUUGAGCAGCUGUCAUCUGCAACUGCAAAUACAAAAGCACAUCAGGCGCCAUUUAGAAACAUGCUUUUUUAUGGACCUCCAGGAACAGGGAAAACAAUGGCUGCUAGAGAGUUAGCUCGUAAAUCUGGAUUAGACUAUGCAUUGAUGACUGGAGGAGAUGUUGCUCCACUGGGAUCACAGGCUGUUACAAAGAUUCAUCAGUUGUUUGAUUGGGCUAAAAAAUCUAAAAAGGGUUUGUUACUUUUCAUCGAUGAAGCUGAUGCAUUUCUGUGCGAGCGGAACAAGACUUAUAUGAGUGAAGCUCAGAGGAGUGCACUGAAUGCGCUGCUCUUUCGCACGGGGGAUCAGUCUAAAGACAUAGUCCUUGCUCUUGCCACAAACCGUCCUGGUGAUCUUGAUUCAGCUGUGGCAGAUCGAAUUGACGAGGUUCUUGAAUUCCCCUUGCCUGGGGAAGAUGAGCGCUUCAAACUCCUUAAACUCUAUCUCGAUAAGUACAUAGUCCAUGCUGGAUCAGAAAAACCUGGGCUUCAAAAUUUGUUUAAAAGGAAACCGCAGCAGAUAGAGAUCAAGGGAUUGACUGACGACAUCAUAAGAGAAGCUGCUGCGAAAACUGAAGGAUUUUCCGGAAGAGAAAUAGCGAAACUAAUGGCAAGUGUCCAAGCUGCAGUGUACGGGGGUGAGAACUGUGUGCUUGAUCCAACUGUGUUUCGUGAAGUUGUAGAUUAUAAAGUUGCAGAGCAUCAACAGAGAAGAAAAUUGGCUGCUGCGGAUAAAGUUAGUGCAUGAGGAUUUUUGCAGGUAGGUACAACCAGAGAAUUUUUAUCUGUUUUUGUUUGAUAAACCACAAGGCUGGCCUGUUACAUUUUAUCCUGGGCAUGCUGUUAUUCAUUAUUUGUCCCGGAUUGAUGGGGGGAUUUUGGAAACAUAUCAGGUGCUAAUAAUUAUGAUUUAAUAUCCGCAUCCGCAAGCCUAAUAGCAUAUUUAGGCUUCACUGUAACCUGUAGAGCAUACCUCCCCCCCCCCCCAAUUUUUUUAUCAAAAAAUUAUUGAUAUAAUUGAAAUGUGUCGAUGCA